Molecule: messenger RNA, 372 nt
Organism: Metarhizium brunneum ARSEF 3297
Lineage: Eukaryota; Fungi; Ascomycota; Sordariomycetes; Hypocreales; Clavicipitaceae
Source: RefSeq, a predicted model, not a curated record
AUGGAAUGGUUUUACCAGCUCAAAGGCGAUAUGCUAUUAAAAAUCGUCGAGAACGGCAGUCAGUUCCGCGAUGUUCAUAUCCGCGAGGGUGAAAUGUUCCUCCUCCCCGGCAACACUCCUCACUCGCCGAUUCGAUACAAAGAUACCGUUGGCCUCGUCAUGGAAAGAACUCGGCCAAAGGAGAGCAUCGACCAAUUGCAAUGGUAUUGCCCUAAUAAAAAAGCACACAGCGAGGAGCCAGUCAUUAUUCGGCAUGAACAAUUUUACUGUGAAGAUAUUGAGACACAGCUGAAGCUUGUGAUUGAUGACUGGAUGACCAACGAGGAGACUCGCAAGUGUAGAGAAUGUGGCCAGACGGCACCGCCAUAUUGA